This is a messenger RNA of Mycosarcoma maydis (corn smut), 2127 nucleotides long. RefSeq lists its product as uncharacterized. Gene Ontology annotation, biological process: negative regulation of mitotic cell cycle; negative regulation of cell population proliferation. The transcript has a single exon. Gene Ontology annotation, cellular component: cytoplasm; nucleus. The coding region runs from base 1 to 2127 and encodes 708 amino acids. Lineage: Eukaryota; Fungi; Basidiomycota; Ustilaginomycetes; Ustilaginales. The record is from RefSeq and is a predicted model, not a curated record.
AUGAUCUAUGAAGUGGACGCUGCGGUACAGCACAUUGUCUCUCUUAUUCUCAAAGUCGACCGCGAUCAUCCUCUCGCCUCGGAAGCACUCGCCGCUUUCGCUUCUACCCUCAAGGAUGCCCUCGAAACUCGUUGCCGAAAGCACUGGAAUCCAGAUCAGCCCGAUGUCGGCUCAGCUCUCCGUUCCGUAGCAUGGCAGCUCCACCCUGCAGGCGAAGGCGCUGACCUCGACUUGCUCCGCGCCUUUGCGGCUGUCGUCCACGCAAACGCCCAGGACGCACAGCUUCUUGCCCCGCACCAUUCCACCGUUGUCGCUCUCGCCUUGCAAUGGCUUCCCAUCUCUUUCACUCUCUGGAUCGACCCCGGUUGCGUCGCUAUUCGCCCUGGCUCCGGUCCCGGUGCCAACCGUUGCUCAUACGACUUGGACCUUCUCAAGUCCGCCCAUGUCUCCUCUUCCCUUUACCUCGUCUGGGCCAACAUGUCCGCUCAGCCCGCUCAGCCCGCUCAGCCCGCUCAGCCCGCUCAGCCCGCCCUGCCUCAGCUCACCAUUAGCACCGUCGCUCCUGCUCGUCCCAUUCCCAUCCUCAAGCCUGCGCCCCUCUCGGCCCAUACGCGCUACCCCGCCAACCUCUUUACCCAUGCUCGCACCGCCCUUGCUCCUCUCGCUGCCCCCACUGCUCCCACUGCUCCCCGCCACUCUCGCGCCAGCUCCACUGCCUCUUCCACCUCCAGCUCUUCCACCGGCCUCGUUCGAAGCGUCAGCCUUUCCAGCACCCACACCGCCUCCACCGACGCCACCAGCCUCUCUGAUCUCCACGCCCUAUCUGAUGCUGACGCCGACGCUGACGCCGAAACCGAAGCUUGCCCAAGCCUCUGCUCUCCCUCCUCGUCCCUCGCUUCAACCCAGUGCACGCCCAAUUCGCAGCCACAGUGCGAAUCCGAACUCGACACCACCCUCCGCGCUGACACCACUCAACGCUUCGCCGGCGUCCGUCUCUUUGAUGACGACCAAGACCAAGAGGCAGGCGACCUCACCAUCGACGCCAGCCCCAUGCUCGGUCUCAACGUUUCCAAGCACGCUCCGUCUCGCUCGCUCGGCUCAAGCUUCACAACCGCCACUCACUUACCUUGCUCCACCCCGAUCAAGGCCAACUACACCACCCACGACAAUGGCAACGUCGGCGUGCUCGGCGGCGGCGUUCGUCUCGGUGGCAACGCCUCGGCCAAGAACAACACGUCAUCCUCUCAACCACCACGACACCGUCAGCACUCCAACUCAAAGAGCGUCAGCCACCUUCAGGGUGGACUUCACCACCAGCUCAUGCCCGCCUGCAUGCCUCGCAGGCUCGAGCAGCGCAUGGCGCACCGCAUGCCGCAGCCACUUCCCCCCACCCACGCUGCCAACUACAGCGCCCCCAUGCCUACCGUUGCGCUUCCGCACGUGUCUCAGCAGCAGCACUACCCACCGCGCUACGCUGUACAGCAGCAUCAACCGUACGUGCAACACGAUCCUGCGCCUCAAGCUCGCCGUCCCGUUGCUGGCAUGAUGCCCUUGGGGGCACCUUGGCAACUGCCGAUUCCGUACGGCUUUGGUGCUCCUGCUCAGCAGCAACCAUACAUGCACUACGCUGGACAGCAACUGCAGCUGCAGCAGCAGCAAGCUAUGCCGAUGGUGCUCGAUGCCGAUGACGCUUUCACCGCAGGUCGACGUCGUCUGCGCUCUCGUGGGCGUCGAUCGCGCGGUCGAGGAGCUGGGCGAGCCGCACGUCGUCAUGCGGCUGCACUUCGAGCGUUGGAACUCGGCAGCACCGACGAGCUGCCCGAAUUCAACAUUGACGAUGGCGACGACGACGACGACGAAGAUGCCGAUCUGCUCUCUCGCUGCUCGACGCCUGCGACGUGCUCCGACUACACCUCGUCCUCGCUCUCGUCGUCGGUGUAUUCCAGCACCGCGUGCUCACCCGCUAAACUUGGGGCUGCCGCCGUCUCACAUCGUGCUUCGAAACGCAAGCUCGGUGCUGCACCCAACCACGGCGCCAACGCCGAGGUUGAGUUCGGCCACGAGCUCCACUCGAACCUCGCGCGUCUGCACGGAAUCGAUUGCGUGGCUCCGCUCAGCGCGUGCUAG